Molecule: messenger RNA, 1413 nt
Organism: Tetrahymena thermophila SB210
Lineage: Eukaryota; Ciliophora; Oligohymenophorea; Hymenostomatida; Tetrahymenidae
Product: succinyl-CoA ligase [GDP-forming] subunit beta
Exons: 8
Biological process (GO): tricarboxylic acid cycle; succinyl-CoA metabolic process
Cellular component (GO): mitochondrion; succinate-CoA ligase complex
Molecular function (GO): succinate-CoA ligase (ADP-forming) activity; ATP binding
Source: RefSeq, a predicted model, not a curated record
AAUAAUUAGCAAUAAAAAAAGAAGAAAGAAAAUUAAUUAAAAGAAGAAGAAAAAGUUCACAAAUUCUUUGAAAUGUUCUUAUCCAAUUUAUUAAAAAGAUCUGCCUAGUUCUUGCCUAAGUCAUCCAAGCUCUCUUUCAACCCCUAAUACAAUAUCAUCUUGCAUGAGUACUAGGUUAUGGAUCUUUUGCAAAAGUACGACCUUCCUGUUAUUAGCGGUAGUGUUGCCACCAGUGCUGAAUAAGCAUUGAACGUUGCUUAGUAAUUAAAGAACUCAAAGCCCACUAACCAAAGCUAAGGUAUCACAUUCACAGAUUUUGUCGUUAAAGCUUAAAUUCAUGCUGGUGGAAGAGGAAAAGGUUUCUUCAAAGAAAAUGGUAUGUAGAGUGGUGUUUAAUUCGCUACCUCUCCUUAAGAAGUAAAAGAUAUUGCUGAAAAAAUGCUUGGUAAAACCCUCAUUACUAAGUAAACUGGCUUAAGAGGUAGAAGUGUCAAUUCAGUUUUGGUAGUUGAAAGAACUUUCUUGAGAAAGGAAUUAUAUUUGGCUAUUACUUUAGAUAGAAAGCAAGGAGGUGUUGUUAUUAUCUGCAACGAACGUGGUGGUGUUAACAUUGAAUAAUAGGAUGAAAGUUCUGUCAAAACUCACUUUGUCAACGUUCAUGAAGGCCUCACCUAAUAAACUCUUGAUGAUAUUAGCAAAUCCCUCAAUCUUGGAUCCCAAUACAACGAUUAGCUUCAUAAGAUUGUUAAAGGUUUGUAUAAGUGUUUCAGUGAAACUGAUUCUACUCUUUUAGAAAUUAAUCCUUUAGGUUUGACUAUUGAUGGCAAGCUCCUCAUUUGUGAUUAAAAAAUGAAUGUUGAUGAUAACGCUGCAUACAGAUAACCUGAAAUUGCACAAAUGGAAGAUAUCACCUAAAAAGACUCAAAGGAAAUCGAAGCUGACUAAAAUGCUUUGAAUUACAUUGCUUUGGAUGGUAAUAUUGGUUGCAUGGUUAAUGGUGCUGGUCUUGCUAUGGCUACUAUGGAUUUAAUCUAAUCUAAAAAUGGUAUGCCUGCUAAUUUCUUAGAUUGCGGUGGUAAGGCUGACGACAGAUAAGUCUUCGCUGCUUUAAAAAUUAUGGAAUAAGAUCCUAAUGUUGAAGCCAUUUUCGUUAAUAUUUUUGCUGGUAUCACAAGAUGUGACAUCAUUUGUUUAGGUUUGAUUAGAGCUCUUUCUGAAUUAGGUAUGAAAAAACCAAUUGUCCUUAGAUUGAAAGGAACUAAUGUUGACGAAGCCAAAUAAAUUAUCCAAGACAGUGGUUUUAAUAUGUUAGUCACUGAAGAUCUCUCUUAAGCAGCAGAAAAGGCUGUUAAGAUGGCUGCCAUUCUUAGAAUGGCCAGAGAUGCUAGAAUUAAUAUCCUCCUCACAAGUUGA